Messenger RNA from Microbotryum saponariae, 2109 nucleotides. The record is from the annotation of a GenBank genome assembly. Lineage: Eukaryota; Fungi; Basidiomycota; Microbotryomycetes; Microbotryales; Microbotryaceae.
AUGAGGAUCGAUACGGCCAUGCACGCCACUCCACCACCAUCAGAAGUAGCGCCAAUAGCUUCGACCUCGACGGCUCAUACUCUGACCCACGCCCAACCACCUACUCGUGUGACGCCGUCGCCGUCCUCCUCGUCAUCAUCCACCACUCGUCGACGCGUCGCUCCAUCGUCCCACGAUCCUCAUUCCUCCCCUACGCGUCUUCGGGCCGUAGCCUCAGCGCCGAACGGGGAUCCUUCUACCGGCCCUAGUUAUCAGCUCAAGUACACGCUCCGAGGACACACCAAGCCCAUCUCGGUCGUGCAAUUCUCACCGGACGGGAAAGCGUUUGCGACGGCCAGUAAGUUCGACCGCGGAAGGCUCAACUUGAAACUCGUCUGAGCCUCCUUCAGCCCUAAUCCUCUCCCCAAUCCCAAUCCCAAUCCCGAACCCCCAGGCUCCGACACUUGCAUCCAUCUCCAUCGUCUUCCCCACUUUCCCCUCGUCCGAACCCUCGACUCUCACACCAAGGGUAUCUCCCACCUAAGUUUCUCCUUCGACUCGCGCUACCUCGCCUCCACCUCCGACGACAAGACCGUUCGCAUAUGGGACCUCACAGCACCUUAUACCUCUGAUACGCCUUCCUUGGUCGGCAAGAGGAGCUUGGAGCAAAGGCACGAAGCGAGUCAGAGGGUUCUCCAUGGUCAUUUGAGCGCCGUGUUUUGUGUCGCUUGGAAUCCGAGGGGGGAUCUAGUCGCGAGUGGGGGCAUGGAUGAGACCGUGAGGGUGUGGGAUGUACAAAAGGGUCAGUCCUAAGUCUUCUGGGACGAAAUUCGGUUGGAGGCGAUGCAGAACAGCUGGCGGAAACGAAAAACCUAACUUGCUUCCGGUCUACAGGCACCUGUAUGAAAGUCCUGCCCGCACAUUCCGAUCCCGUCAGUUCGGUCCAGUUCAAUCGAGACGGCACCAUCAUCGUCAGCUGUUCGUGGGAUGGAUACAUGUGAGCUGUUCGGCGAGGCUAUGGGCGAACGCUCGCGCACCCGUUGGGAAACUGUCCAGCUCACGUGACCACCCCUCACCUCGUGAUCCGCGCCCACAGUCGUAUCUGGGAUACAGCCACGGGACAAUGUCUCAAAACGCUCGUCAAUGACGAUAAUACACCCGUGUACGUAACUCAACCGACCCUGCAAGACUAAACUACUCUUCCCCAACUAACACCUUCCUACUACUCCAGUUCGCACGUCUGCUUCACCCCGAACGCCAAAUUCAUCUUCACCUCGACGUUGGAUUCCCAAAUCCGACUCUGGGAUUAUCAGAACGAUUUGACGCUCAAGAACUAUGCGGGGCAUGUCAACAGGAAGUACGUCGACAACCUGCUCCAAGGUGGCUGGCUGCGUGCGGAAGGAGAAGCAAGCUCUAAAACUGACAUGCUUUUGCGUUUGGACCCUCCCCCCCCCCCCCUCCCCCUUCCUGCCCAGGUAUUGCAUUCCCAUGGUGCUCGACUCAACUGGACGCUGCAUCAUCACCGGAUCGGAAGAUCAUCGUGUCCUGAUCUGGGAUCUACAAACGAGAAAAGUCGUGCAAACUUGGGAAGCGCAUCAAGGUGGAAACCCUUUCAUUCAUUGUCUUUCCGCGAAAAGCCAAGAAUAGGGAUCGCUGAUGCUUUGCCUUUGUGGGGGAGGUGUUUUUUAUACUUAGAUGUGGUGAUUUGCGUCGCCAGUCAUCCUAGUUUCAAGAUGCUCGCAAGUGCCGGAUUGGAGAAAGUGAGUUGCGCAGUUCGCCGGCGACAUAAGCGCAUGUUUUUUCAAAUUGACUGAGUGCCAUUUAUUGCCAAACUUACAGGACCCCACGAUCAAGAUUUGGGUGGAUGGGGAAGGGAUGGUGAAUGAGGAGCAGGAGCAGGAGCAGGAGCAGGAGCAGGAGCAAGAAGUAGAGGAGCAACAAGAGCACCAAGAAGAAGAGGCGUACGAGGAAGAUGAUGAGUACGACGAGGACGAGGACGAGAGGGAUACCGAACUCGUUUCACCACCACCUCCCAAAGUACAACAGACGAUGAUCGAGGGUUCGCAAGAGGAUAAAGACGAAGAAAUGGCGGACGCUCCAACGAUCCGACCGGCUGCGACGUCUUCUUGA